Messenger RNA from Opisthorchis viverrini, 6076 nucleotides. RefSeq lists its product as hypothetical. The coding region runs from base 2101 to 5517 and encodes 1138 amino acids. Lineage: Eukaryota; Metazoa; Platyhelminthes; Trematoda; Opisthorchiida; Opisthorchiidae. The record is from RefSeq and is a predicted model, not a curated record. The transcript is spliced from 23 exons.
GUUGCUUCGGGCUUUCACUGCAAGAGGAUGAGUGAAGUGCCUCCAGAUAGUCUGUAUAAAGACGACACUGUUUAUUACCUGCAGCACGAAAACAAACUUGCAUUUUUGGGGACCGUGCUAAAGUCGGAUAAAAUAGUUCCAGACCUCAUCACACUUGAUGCAACUGAUUCAGAAUCUAUUCAUGAUGGAAUAAAUAUUAAAUCUGGGGAUAUUCUGACCGACACGGACCGGAACCAUGAUGUUGGAAAAAUGUCUUGCGACUCUGUGGAUCGAACGGGCUCUUCCGGUGCAGGCAGUCGCCGUGAUGCAGGUUCUAACAUCAAAAUCAGUUGGAUGUCGUUGACCACAGGUGAUGAGUACCCUCCUUGGUCUUCGCCUAUUCCCACUUCAAUGAAAACCAAUCAAGUAGUGCUACUCGAACGAGAUCAUAUGCUUGGUGACGCCGUUCGUCAUGCACAAAAGGAUCUGGUUGGCACUGUGGUGAAUUUGCGUAUCAGCGGUUGUGCUGAGCUGCUCAACUAUGGCCGUAUUUUGCUCAACCUAGACUGCAGUCGCCUUCGCAGCGUAUCGCCGUGGACUUCGAGGACCAAUGAAAACCAUGUUAUUUGGCGAGGUUGGUUGGGUCGUGUGGUUGCUUGCCAGAUGCUGGCAAUUGCUCGGUUCAGUGAUGGUGCUCGUCUCUUAGUCCGACAGGCCUGUCUUGAAAGUUUCGAGCCUGUCCCUCCAACAUCAGAAGCCUUUCCUGAUCCGUACUUUGAAGGUGCUUGGUUACGUGGGGAUGCGUGCGACCUCAAGAGCAACCCUGAAGUCAGUGUUUGGACAUCUUUCACCAACUUUCUGUUUGGCACUAAUCCACGUGUUUGGUCGACUGCACAGACUGCUGGCGAAAGGCAUUCGAAAAAAUCGGCAUUUGAUCAAGAACUGGAUACCGAUACUCCAACUUUACCCGUAAAUGAAACAAACCAUUUAGGCAGUUUGUCGAAAAAGAUUGACUUUGCAGUUCCGGGCAGCCCUAUGGUUUUAUUUCAUGAGCUGGCCCAAUCCGACGCCACGAAAGCAUUGGCUCAAAAUGCUGGACAAAUGACACGUAUUUUAGAACGCACUCCGGUUUUCCUCACGGAAACACGGGCGCACAAUGCAGCUUGGCUUUCUCGGCUGCACUCGUCCGUCAAUGUCACGGUCUGUAUAGAGAAGUUGUUUCCUGCCGAGGCAACGGUUCAUUGGUUUGCUAGUCGCAGUCCAGCUGGCGAACGACCCCCGCCUAGCAUUGUUCGUGGUGAGGACCUUAUUAACUUGCAGACCGUUGUGCCCUAUCCGUACCUGGGUUGCACGGCGCGCGACAUUUGGUAUCUUCAACUGAACGAAUCGGACGUGAUGUACAACUGGAAGAUUUACGACUGUCCCGAAAGACUGUUGGACGGCUGGUUGACAAACAAUCAGGCGGGCCUCGAUGCGGUUACUGUGCCUUUCCAGUCAGCAACAGCCCAACCCGACGUAUUCUCAGAUACACACAAAACAGGUGGUACUGCCUUAGCACAACACACCCUCGAGGCUGCUGGCGAGCCUACAGCCUCAGACAACACUCCACGAAAACCAAAAGAAGCUCCUGGUCAUCCAAAAACAACACCAUUUUGGAAUUCGCUUUCACAGCACACUCGUGUGAACCGUGUUCUCCUUGUUUUGGUGCAGUUAUUCUGGAAGAUUUACGACUGUCCCGAAAGACUGUUGUACGACUGGUUGACAAACAAUCAGGCGGGCCUCGAUGCGGUUACUGUGCCUUUCCAGUCAGCAACAGCCCAACCCGACGUAUUCUCAGAUACACACAAAACAGGUGGUACUGCCUUAGCACAACACACCCUCGAGGCUGCUGGCGAGCCUACAGCCUCAGACAACACUCCACGAAAACCAAAAGAAGCUCCUGGUCAUCCAAAAACAACACCAUUUUGGAAUUCGCUUUCACAGCACACUCGUGUGAACCGUGUUCUCCUUGUUUUGGUGCAGUUAUUCUGAUUCGGUUUUUCUCUCACUAGACUCAACGGACGCGCUUCAGUUCUACACGUCGGCGAUUUCACGCCAAAACAUCGACUCACGUAUAGCAACAUGGUCAGUUGGGAAAAUGAGGAACAUGACCUUGACGUAUACUUGAGUGAUGCAGAUAGUGAAAUGAGCACACCUGCGGAUACUUCAAAAGGAAAACGAAAAGUACGCAAUAAACGAGGUGCCACGAACACAGUGCCAGAAAGUCGGAAAGCCGCUGAAGGUGAUGCUUUUGCCGAAAGAACUUUUAGUACGACGAGCCUGGAGCCACCGACAACGGACUCCAACUCCAAGAAGAUGCAAGUGAAGAGUACUGAAACGACGACAGUAGAUCCCCAGCCGGUGACAAAACUGGACAAAGAAGAUAAGGAAGCAACGGAGAGUGGCCGGUCGUCACCACACAUGAUAGUUACAGAUAAGACAAAAAUUAAGGUUCCCGAAGACGUUUUGCGUGCCCGUGAGGCCCAGCUUCCGCCUCUAAAACCCGGCUGUUGGGUUGCGGUUGGACUGUACACCACGCACACGCGUUACGACGUCCGUUGGCAAAACGGCUCACUUGAGCGUGACAUCAGUUGUAAAGAUCUGUUGCCUAUCUACUUCAAUAUCGACGAACACGAGUUCUUCCCGGGUUCGGUGGUUUCUUCGAAAGGCGCCGUCAAAGAACCUAGAAGUUCUGAUAUAUCGACCAAGAAUGAAUCCGGGGAACCAGGUACUAGUGAACUUCCAGUCGCUUCGUCACAUUCCGUUGAAGACUCACAGGAUGAUGCUCCUCGUGAUUGUGGCAUUGUUCUGUCGGCCAACCCGAAAGACCGCAUGUGCCACAUCCAGUGGUUCCGUACAGUCGGUGAAGCAGAGAACAAGAAACUUAUUCCUAUCGGUCCGCCAGAGGACGCCGGUGUUUACGAGUUAACUGCCUCUUCUGACCGUCAGCUAAACUAUGGAGAUGUGCUGUUGACACAAGCCACAGAUGACCCUUCUCAUGCGCAUAUUCCUGCUGGUUACAUCGAAGAUAUCUAUCCAGAAACUGGUAAACUGCUAAUUCACUGGAUUGAUGGAACGAAGACGGAAGUACCUCGUACACAGUGUCUGUUGCCGGUGGAUGCACUCAUAGAUGAUGAUGACUGGUCCGGAGAAGAUUCGGACGACUAUGAACCGGACGAACUCACUACGGAUUCGGACAGUGAGUGGGAGACCGUCUCCGAACGUUCUUUUGACGAACCCGACUUUUCCAGUACUGUCGAACUUUCGGCAAAAGAUGGUCCUAACCUAAAGCAACUUGAGGGUGAUGCCGAAGUAGAUGAGGAUUUGCCACAGGAUGAAGCUUUGCGGUUAGCUGCUGAAAAGAUUGUUCAGGCGUAUCUUCGUACAGAUGCGGCUCGUCGUCUGUUUGUUGACCGACGAACGUUCGUAUUCUGGAUUUUGCGUCGCUUUGUGGUUGUCCCAGACCAACUUGAUACGGCAGUCGAUCAGUUGGGGACCUUGCUUGCCGCAGCAGCUUCUUCACCAGACUACACAAUUCCCCACGAUUAUCAAUCCACGAUGAAGACACGUCCAUGCUCAAUGGCUUCAUUGUCUGUGGUGGAUGAGAGUUCGGUGGCAACCUCUGGAGAUGAUGUGAGUCCACCAAAUCGAGCAAGAUCUUUGGUUGGCGAAUUGUUAUCCCCGGCCAAAGCCUGGGAUUAUGCGGAAGAGGCGGAGGCUGUCACAGUAACUGAAAAGCUCCAUUCUGUUCGGGACUUGAUGCAAGAAGCCUAUCAACUUGUUCGGGAUUGUCGAAUCAAACGAUUGUACGCGAAGUGUGACCACCGGGAACUUUUCUCAGAAAAACACGUCGAGGGUAUCUUAAAAUCGAUCGAGAUAGACGGUGGAACCACGUUAGAGUUUGAGUCAUACUCCAGUAAAUCAGCUCUCAAACCCUUGAAUGACACUAACGCUGCUUCCGACGAAUCUGCGAUGCAGGAUAAUAUUUUGAAUUCUGAGUCAACCGUUCCCCGACAGAUUUCAGGUCUUCAUUUCCUACAUUCCGAUCACCACAUAUCGCGUCCAGAAAUUUUGGCUGCAGUGCGACGCAGUAAAAUGAAAGUUCUCGUCGUUCCUGACUCGUCCCAGCCAUUCACUUCAUCCGAAGAUAACUGGCGCAAUCGGAUACAUUACUGUUUGGCCGGACCGAAUGCCGACGAGGAAGGGGUAUAUAUGCUAGUCAGCACAACCCUGUUCUCUCGACUCAGUCGGUACUUGGCGAUGGGACAUAGACGGCUGUUGGAGCAGUUGACCAGUUUCGGUGAAUAUGCACUUGCCUGGCUCGGGGAAAUGGCUCCUGAUAUGGUUUCAAAGGCGAAAUCUGAAAGCAGGGGAUCUAUUGAAAGUGAAGACUUGUUUCAUUCUUUGUCAGGCCAGGCAGUGGUGGAAUCGACAAUGGUGAAUGGUCUCGAAACUGUGGAAACUGACGUUCACUCGGAACAGGCAUACGAUUUGCUUUGUUCCAUAUUUGUUGCACAGGAAACUGCGGGACAAGACGAAAAAAUGGAGAAUGAAACCAAAGCCUGCGAACAACCGCCUGGGAACGACUCAUCGGACGGAAGACCGAAGCUGUCUCGUGACGAUAGCCAGCCGGGCCCCACAGUAGAUGCUAUCCCUGCUGAAUACCGUGGUCAAUUUAUCGUAGAGGAUAACGCUCCGACAACCCAUCGUUUCUACAGAACCGUUUCCGACAACCUCCCCAAAUCGUUCUACCGGGCGUGGAAACGUGAUAAUGCCUUGUUGUCCACCAGUCUCCCACGUGGCAUAAUUGUAAAAGCCUUCUCGGAUCGAAUGGAUUUAUACUCACUGCUUAUCGUCGGACCAGCUGGGACCCCUUACGAACAUGGGCUUUUCUUUUUUGACAUUCUUCUUCCGCAGCGUUACCCCUACAUUCCUCCACAGGUACAUUACUACUCGUUUGCGAGUGAACGUGUAAAUCCUAACCUGUACGUGGAAGGACACGUAUGUCUGUCUCUGUUGGGCACGUGGGCUGGUAAGGAUUCGGAAAACUGGAAUCCAGAAAACUCCAACCUGCUUCAGUUAGUUGUCUCACUUCAAGGUCUCAUCCUCAACUCUGAACCAUACUUCAACGAGGCUGGGUUUGACGCCUGCCGUGGGACAACCGAAUCGCGUGAGAAUAGUCGAGUGUAUAACGAAUCCGUUGUGGCAACCCUGGUCCAGUCCAUGGUCAGUUUGCUGAGCAAUCCGGUCCCUGUGUUCAAACAAGAAACUAUUCAACACUGUCUCACUUAUGGAGAUGCUUAUGCAUCCCUCCUGGAAUUUUGGGCUUCGCUGGAUGAAUUCGAAUAUGAACGCCUCAGUUCUGAUGAUUCCAACGCAAAGUUAGCCUUGCCUGAUUUUCCGCUUGCCCCUGUUUCGAAAGGAUUCCAAAUUUCCGUCCGUCGACAUCGCCAAGCAUUUCUACGACUCGUAGCAGCGUCCAACCAAAAUUGUACUUGAGUAGUCUGUUCAGUGAUUCUCAGGACGUCAAUAAAACCUCUGAACAAAUCUUUCUAACCUUUUCAUUCCCAGAAGCUCCCACAUACCACUCACUUAGAUCAUAAAGUUUCCUAAACCUUUGUUUUCAAAAGACACAAGCACCAGUUAUCGAAGAGGCUUCCAAUCAACGACAUCUGUUGUGCCAACUGCUGGAAAGCUCCAAUUGGACCGAGCUUACGCUCCAAUGUUUUGCGUUUGCCAACUUUGCUGUCUGCAUAUUUUAUAUUAUACACAUGCUCUGUUUCAUGCACCACUGCUUUAUUUCUUUCGACGAUGGUGCCGGUGCAACCAUGAUAUCUCACUCUUUCGGUUCUUCGAUGAGCAGCCAUGUGUGAACAUAUACAUCUCCAAAGACAGGUGAUCAGUUACUCAUCCUUGAAUUUGUACUUAUUUCGGUCUCAGUCUGUUUGAGCUUGUGUAACUUUGUGAUGCAAUGACCUGAAGAGAAAUAUCUACACCCUGAUUGCUGUUGUUUUGUUUGACUCUUGCAAGUUAGUCGCAUGGCGUUAGUGCGUUUCCC